This is a messenger RNA of Sipha flava (yellow sugarcane aphid), 1822 nucleotides long. Its product is annotated as sialin-like. The record is from RefSeq and is a predicted model, not a curated record. NCBI's taxonomy places the organism in Eukaryota, Metazoa, Arthropoda, Insecta, Hemiptera, Aphididae. The transcript has 9 exons. Gene Ontology annotation, molecular function: transmembrane transporter activity. Gene Ontology annotation, biological process: transmembrane transport; monoatomic anion transport. Bases 157 to 1683 code for a protein of 508 amino acids. Gene Ontology annotation, cellular component: membrane.
GUGAUAUUGAAUAAGCCAGAAAUUUAGUUUAAAACAGAAUCUUCGAUGUGCCUUAGACAGUUUUCAUUGUGUUGCGAAGUAUUACAAAAAAUAUAUUUUAUAAAAAUAUUACCAAAUCGUUUUAGAAAUACAUCUUGAUAAAAACAACAAGAAAACAUGAAGGCUAUUAAAAAUUAUAUAAAAAGCCUACCCCAGCGAUGGAUAGUGACCGUGAUGAGUAUGAUGGCUGUGACCAUUGCGUUCACGAUGCGAAGUUGCCUGAGCAUGACGAUGAUGCAGAUGGUCAGGCCAGUGAUCGUAAAUGAGAGUAAGUACGUUCAAGAAGGGUUGGUUUGCCCUAUGCCAUCGGACCUGGAAUUUCAGAACAACGGGACUAGUCCAGUUCUCAUGGAGGACCAGAGCGACCGAUUCACGUGGGAUGAAGAGACACAGGGAAUGAUUCUGUCCGCGUUCUACUACGGUUACAUUGUCACCCAUAUACCAGGUGGUUGGUUGGCGCAAAGGUUCGGUGGCAAAUUCCCCACUGUCUACACCAUAACGUCAUCGUCGGUAUUGACAUUACUAACACCAACCGUGGCCAAAAUUGGACCCAGGUACCUGAUUAUUCUGCGUUUCAUCCAAGGACUAGGAGAGGGAAUACUUUUUCCUGCGCUUUGCAACUUAAUGGUACAGUGGGCACCACCUCAGGAGAAGGGAAAACUUUCAACUCUUGUGUUUUCUGGUGUUGCAAUCGGACAGAUUGUUGCGAAUUUGUUUAGUGGAAUUAUAAUUGAUUGCAUACCUGGAGGAUGGCCCAACGUUUUCUACUGUUUUGGAAUUAUUGCUUUAAUAUGGUUGACUGUUUGGUUGUCAAUUGUUUUUAACGAUCCAAUUUCAAGUCCUUUAAUAUCGUCCAAUGAGUAUAAAUACUUGAAUGAUACGAUAGGAUAUUGUCAAAGAAAAAAUCAUUUAGCACCCACACCAUGGUGUAAAAUAAUAUUAACGCCAGCUGUUUGGGCAUUAAUUGCGGUAGAAAUCGGAUUCGAUUGGGGCCAAUACACUAUAGCCAACGAUCUUCCAAAAUAUAUGAACGAUGUAUUACAUUUUUCGAAGGAACAGAACGGAUUUUUAUCAUCCACUCCAUACCUGGCUCAAUGGUCUAUGGCGUCACUAUCGGGUAUAGCGAGUGAUUAUCUGAUAACAAAAAAAUAUUUGACAGUAACUCGAGUGAGAAAAAUCGGAGCUGUUAUAGGAACUGUUGGUCCAGGAUUGGGAGUAAUGUGCGCUUCAUUUUCAGGAUGUCACAGACUCGCAGCUACUUUUUUCUUUAAUUCAGGAAUGUUACUCAUGGGAUUCUGCUAUCCUAGCAUUCGUAUUAAUGCUUUAGACUUGUCUCCAAAUUAUUCACCUUCGAUAAUGGCACUUGUUAAUGGAAUUGGGUGUUUAUCUGGAAUGGCUUCUCCUUUUAUUGUCGGUCUUUUAACGCCAGACAGAACCGUUUCUGAGUGGCGCAUAGUGUUUUGGAUAAUGUGUUCCACGAUGGUGACAUCUGCCAUUAUAUAUUCUAUAUUCGGAAGUGCUGAAUUACAGCCUUGGAAUAGCGAAAAAUCUUCAAGCACUAAAGAGAAAUCUAUAGAAUCAAAUGAUGUCGAUCAUACAACUCAAAGCAAAGUUCCUACGACUACUAAAAAUAUAAUUAAUUGAUUUAUGUAUUUUUUUUACAUUUAUUUGACAUUUUAAAUUAGCUUGUACUGCUGUAUUGGUUAUCUAGUAAAAAUUAUGUAAAAAAAAAUGUAAUUUUAUAAUUUUAAAUGUGUCGUACCAUAUACAUUUUUGUAGAUAA